CAAGUGGUUUAUCCAAUACGGAAGUAAAUGUUUUAUAACUACAUGAUAUAUUCGUAGUAGAUGAAAUAUAAAGCAUUUUAUUUUUUUAACUUUUUUAGGAUGAAGGUGAAUGGAAACCAAUAAAUAAUCCUAUUGGAAAAUACAACUUGGUUAAACUUCCAAGAUUUGCAAUGGAACUAGUUAGAAACGAGUGCUCGUCAAACGUAGGUGCAGCUCUAGCAAAUGCUUUACUACAUGACAUUAAACAUCUCCUGAAAGACGACGUUGAUAUAAAAGAUAUUUUGAUUGACAAAUGCAAAUUAGAUAGAGCCAAAUCAAAAGUAAAAACUGUUACUGAAGAUGUGGACUCAGAACAAAAAAAACAGUUAAUUUGUCUUGGGGUUGAUGGCAAGCUCGAUCAGAUAACUAAAACAAGUAAAAUAAUAAACUCACCUCAAGGAGAAGUACUAAAGAAAUGCAUUGAACCUGAACAUCACCUCACAUUUACUUAUGAAGAUGGAAAAUCGAGUGGAAAUUAUUUGACUCAUAGGACGAUUCCUGUUACUGGUGCUACAGGCUUAGUUCUUGCUACCGAAACGUUCAGUGUUUUACAAGAAUAUAACAGUUUGGAAAGUAUACAAGCUGUUCUUCUUGAUAAUACAGCUACCAAUACUGGACCAAUAAGUGGCUUAGUGGUAAAACUAGAAGAGCUUUUAAAAAGAAAACUACACCUAAUUGGAUGCGCAUUACAUCAAAACGAACUUCCGUUACGAGCUCUUUUUAUAAAACUUGAUGGUGACACAACUGGGCCAAGAAGCUUCAGUGGUCUACUUGGCAAAAGAUGUGCUGAAAAUAUUCAGGAUAGAAAUCAAGUUUUGUUUGAACGUAUUGAAAACCCAAUAGUAGAUGGAUAUAUUCCAGAAGAAAUAUUAAUAGACCUUAGUUGCGAUCAAAGACUUUUGUUUGAAUAUUGCAAAGGAAUAGGCUUUGGUAAAGUUUCUGAUAAAUGGGCUGCCUAUAAAAUUGGACCGCUUAACCAUGCAAGGUGGUUAACUCUAGCUAUUCGCCUUCUCUGUUUAUAUACUAGAGACAAUCAACCAACCGUUUCUUUAAAAAAACUUGUAUACUUUAUUGUUCAAGUUUAUGCUCCAGCAUGGUUCGAAAUAAAAAAAUCUUCAAAAUUCCACGAAUCCCCGCGCCUUAUUUUUUCUACUAUUACUAGAAUAAAUAAUCUCCCCUUUGAUGAUGUUAAACUUAUUGUUAAAAAAAACAUCAAAAAAAAUGCAUUGUGCCUAAAACCUGAAAAUAUUCUUUAUGCCAUGCUAAAAGAUAAUGACAAAAAGAUACGAAACUUUGGUUUUCAAAUCCUACUGGCUCUAAGGCAAAGAGUAAACAACGAAAUUUUGAAAGUAAAUUUGAUGAAAAUUCCGGAAAUUAAUUUUAAUGCUAAUCAUUGGUAUGAGUUGGUUGACAUCAGCAUUACAAAAGUUACGGAGCCCCCUACAACACAACAUUUUUCAAUUGAGCAAAUCCAAUAUAUGAUUGACAAUAACGUUAAACCUGAAAUUUCCGACUUUCCAUCUCACUCCCAGAGUGUUGAGCGAGCGGUAAAACUAGUAUCGGAAGCAUCCCAAUAUGUUUAUGGGCUCGAGAAUCGACACAGUUGCAUUUUAACCAAAUUACUAAGCAGGAAGAUGCGUAAACCAUAUAUUUCAAAAGGACAUUAUUCCCAUUCUUAUGAUGAUAUUUUUUAAUUGAAAAUAUUUUUCUAAAAAUAUAUAUUCCUGUUCAAAA
Molecule: messenger RNA, 1773 nt
Organism: Hydra vulgaris (swiftwater hydra)
Lineage: Eukaryota; Metazoa; Cnidaria; Hydrozoa; Anthoathecata; Hydridae
Source: RefSeq, a predicted model, not a curated record